Propithecus coquereli (Coquerel's sifaka) is the source of this 1164-nucleotide messenger RNA. It is a transcript of the gene CCNJL, whose product is annotated as cyclin J-like. The transcript has 5 exons. NCBI's taxonomy places the organism in Eukaryota, Metazoa, Chordata, Mammalia, Primates, Indriidae. The coding region runs from base 1 to 1164 and encodes 387 amino acids. The record is from RefSeq and is a predicted model, not a curated record. Gene Ontology annotation, biological process: mitotic cell cycle phase transition; regulation of cyclin-dependent protein serine/threonine kinase activity. Gene Ontology annotation, cellular component: nucleus; cytoplasm; cyclin-dependent protein kinase holoenzyme complex. Gene Ontology annotation, molecular function: cyclin-dependent protein serine/threonine kinase regulator activity.
AUGAUGGAUGAGCCGUGGUGGGAAGGGCGCGUCGCCUCGGACGUCCACUGCACCCUGCGCGAGAAGGAACUGAAGCUGCCCACCUUCCGAGCCCACUCCCCGCUCCUGAAGAGCCGCCGGUUCUUUGUCGACACCCUGACCCUGCUGAGCAGCCACUGCCAGCUGUGCCCUGCCGCCCGGCACCUGGCCGUCUACCUGCUGGACCACUUCAUGGACCGCUAUAACAUCACCACCUCCAAGCAGCUGUACACCGUGGCUGUCUCCUGCCUCCUGCUCGCAAGCAAGUUCGAGGAUAGGGAAGACCGCGUGCCCAAGCUGGAGCAGAUCAACAGCACGAGGAUCCUCAGCAGCCAGAAUGUCACCCUCACCAAGAAGGAGCUGCUGAGCACGGAGCUGCUGCUGCUGGAGGCCUUCAGCUGGAACCUCUGCCUGCCCACGCCCGCCCACUUCCUGGACUACUACCUCUUGGCCUCCGUCAGCCAGAAGGACCACCACUGCCACGCCUGGCCCACCACCUGCCCCCGCAAGACCAAAGAGUGCCUCAAGGAGUACGCCCACUACUUCCUGGAGGUCACCCUACAAGAUCAUAUAUUCUACAAAUUCCAGCCUUCUGUGGUGGCUGCAGCCUGCGUCGGGGCCUCCAGGAUUUGCCUACAGCUUUCUCCCUACUGGACCAGAGACCUGCAGAGGAUCUCAAACUACUCCCUGGAACAUCUCAUCUCAUCCAGGCCUUUUCCUUUCAGAGCAUAUGACAACGUCCUCAAGGAUGCCGUUGCAGUCAAGAGCCAGGCCUUGGCGAUGGUACCUGGCACGCCCCCCGCCCCCACCCAAGUGCUAUUCCAGCCACCCACCUACCCUGCCCUCGGCCAGCCGGCGACCACCCUGGCACAGUUCCAGACCCCCGUGCAGGACCUAUGCUUGGCCUAUCGGGACUCGCUGCAGGCCCACCGUUCAGGGACCCUGCUCUCGGGGGGCACAGGCUCAUCUCUCCACACCCCAUACCCCACCCUCCAACCCCUGGAUGUGUGUCCCGUGCCCGUCCCCAUGUCCCUCAGCAUGCAGAUGGCUAUUGCAGCUGAGCCCAGGCACUGCCUCACCACCAGCUACGGAAGCAGCUACUUCAGUGGGAGCCAUCUGUUCCCCACAGGCUGUUUUGACAGAUAG